Molecule: messenger RNA, 2562 nt
Organism: Peniophora sp. CBMAI 1063
Lineage: Eukaryota; Fungi; Basidiomycota; Agaricomycetes; Russulales; Peniophoraceae
Source: the annotation of a GenBank genome assembly
AUGUCUACUCUACCUGAGACCACGGCCGCUGAAGGCCCAGAUCGGACGGGCAAGGGCACUCAGAACCGUCUCCGUAUGAGCGAUAGCAGUAUAGAGAACGCGAAGGCGGCCGCAAAGAUGGCCGUCGACGUCCUGAGUGUAAUCGCCGAGAUGACCGAGAGCGUGCCGUACCUCGGAGCGAUCUCGACGGCCCUCACCGCGUUCAAAGAAGUGCUCGAUGAGGUUUCCGUGUGCAAGGAAGAUUGCCAGGCGACCAUGGACGAAGCGAACCAGUUCAAGGAGCUCAUACAGAAACAUCAGGCGGACUGGGUCGAACUUGAGGCAGAUGGAGACGAUGGCCUCAGAGAAGCGUUUGAGGAGCUUGGCAAGGUGAUGCUGGGCUCACUCACGACUUUGCAAUCCCUCAAGGUGGACUCCAAGCGCCGACGGGACUGGUUCAGGCUCCUUUUCAAGCGUGAUGAGGUCCAGACUUGCGUGAAACAGUGUCGUGAUAAGAUGCGGGUCGCGAAGGAGAAGUUCCUCACGCUUAUCGCUAUGGACACCAAUCGUGUGGUUCGUGAGACCCAUCGAGUCACCCAUGAGUUGCACAAACAUGUUCUGCCGUUAAAGCCAGCGGCGCCUGCCUAUGCGGGAUGGCGUCUGCGCGCUGCCAACAACAUCUUUCACGGCCGAGAAACGGAGGUUGCGACCGCCGUCGACAUGAUCGUGAACAAGCAGCCCGCGCGAGUGGCGAUCUUGGGUCCCGGCGGGAUCGGGAAGACCUCGAUCGCUCUGGCGAUCCUGCACGACCCGCUUGUCAAGGACCUCUACGGCGACCGCCGCUGCUUCAUGUCGUGCGAGGCUACCACGACCGCCGAUGCAGUCGUGCGUGCUCUUGCCGAUGCGUUAGGCCUCAUCGCUCUGGAUGAAAAGAUAUCUCCUGGACCAGCCCGUGAUCGUAUUUUCUCUUACUUGCGCACAUGCUCCGGGAUCCUCUGUUUGGAUAACAUGGAAACGCCUCUUGAUGCUGAUAGGAUUUUGCUCGAUGAGCUGCUGAACGAGAUUGCUGCGCUGCCCUCCGUUGCUCUAUUGAUCACGAGUCGUGCUACGAGCAUACCAACUAUCGAGUGGACUGAACCUGCCCUUUCCCACAUCAGACCUUUCUCCCAAAAAGCGGCGCUUGCUACGUGGGACGACCGCGCUAAAGCUCCGCACGACGAUUUUGUCGUUAAGCUCGUCGAUGCCGUAGACUGCAUGCCAUUGGCGGUCACCCUGCUUGCGAGCGUGGUCGCCUUCGAGGGAAGUGCGAAGAGGAUCUGGGAUCGUUGGCAGGACGAGCAUACCGACCUUAUUCGCACCGGUACAAAGGAGGAUCGCUUGAACAGUGUUCCUGAAUCCAUAGAUUUAUCACUGCGGGCUCUGAGUGAUCGAGACCGAGAGGCGGCUACGAAGAUACUCUGCAUCGUUUGCCUAUUUUCCGAGGGAUUCUGGGAUGCACGCAUUCCCCAGUUAGGAGACGUAUUCAAGGAGCAUUCGAUAUCCGUCAGUCGCUGCUUGACAAUACUCAGGCAGCUUAGUUUAAUCUACACCGAUAAUCCAUUGGAGCACACUAAACCUGAGUGGCUUCGGUUUCGCGCGCUCUCCCCCAUCCGUCACCACAUUCUACAACACUACAUAUCGGAUAACCUCGUCGUCACGAUGGCCCAUCUUGUGGCACAAGAACCCUUAGGGUGGGAUCAAUCGUCGUUUUGGGCAUUUAUUCUGGAUCGCCCAGGGUCUUGUCGCGAUCGCUGUCUGGAAGUAGCGAUCUCCAGUCCAUCCAAAAUAACGGAUAGGGACGCGCUCUCUCAAGCUCUUGCAUAUGCAAAGUCUCGUUCACUUGAGCUACGACUACAGUCUACCAUUCUUCGCCAACUAGGAUACAUCAGACGAAUAACAUAUAGCCAGUUCAAGGAUGCACGAGCGCAUUAUUCAGAGGCUGUCCGGAUGGACGAGCAGCUCGGAGACACCUCAGCACUGUUCUCAGACUGGGUGGGGUGGGUUGCUUCUCGUGCUGGUGAGCUUGGUGAUAAAGAAGCAACAGGGGAGGAUCUGGAAGAGCUGCAAGAAGCUAUCCUGACAGCCUGGACACUCGGUCAAGAAUCACAAGUAUGGGUCGUGCAAGGCUCCGAUGAUCGAUAUUGGGAUCAUCACGAAGUAACCGAAGCGCAACACGUCGUCAAUGUAGGGCGGCGCAAGCUCGAUAUGCCCAUCAUCUAUCGCAGCGGUCGCUAUUCGGACAACGAUUCGACCGCCGAGCUACACUCCAUGUGGGAAGGUACGAAAGAAACAGAAUGCUACGAGCGACUGCUGCAGACAUCCCCUCCGCCAUGGGACCUUCCCUUGAUGCUCGAAACACACCGGGCACUCGGGCACGACGAGGGGCCAGAGACAUCGCACAGCGGGUUAGAACGGGAGUCUAGUGAGGCGGGGGGAGAGGGAGUAGGGGACCUGGAGAGUGAUGUGGACGAGGUCGGCGACAGCGAGGGAGCAAGCGAGGAGAAUUCCGAGGAGGAUGAGAGUCUGAGCGCGCGCGUACGUUGA